AUGGCUUUACGAUUUUCGACACCAACCUCAAAAAUCAUUCCAUCUUUUUCCAAAGUCCUCAAAGAGCUAUUCCACAUCUUCACUAAUGCUUAUUUAGUAUUUGACAUUAAGAGUGCAAAUAAAAGAGAAUCUAUCAAACCUCGAAGUUCAGCGAACAACUCAUCGUAG
Dentiscutata erythropus is the source of this 168-nucleotide messenger RNA. The record is from the annotation of a GenBank genome assembly. NCBI's taxonomy places the organism in Eukaryota, Fungi, Glomeromycota, Glomeromycetes, Diversisporales, Gigasporaceae.